GGCACAUUAGAGAGACAGAUAGGAAAAAUCUUAUACUUCAACAUCCUCCAUAGUGCUAGGUUGCAUAUCACCAUAAAGACGGUCAAUUCAAAGCAUACUAAGUAGGGUAUUGCAGGGAACAGUACUUGGAGCCCACAAUUCAUCAAAUUGGACAGUGGACUAGGCUCCAAGCACACAAACUCAUCUAUGCAUUCAAAGAUAAACACCCCCCCCCCAUACUUAAGCACGACAUUGCCCUCAACGGAGAAGAUGGAAAGAUAAGGGGAAUGAUGUUACCGGAAAAACGGACUACCGGAGGACUAGCGAUGGGACUAGUAUGUCGGGGUGGACGCGAUGGUGGUCAGUCGAUGCUGUCAUAUCUGGUUUGGGGCAAUGAGGCGAGAAGGGAAGAAAAGAAUAAGUCUCGCGGGUGGAGACUUCAUAUUCAUCAAGUACACGAGCCUACAUCACCUGUCAUACCACAUGCUCAUGACUUGAGACUUCGCCUCGCUAACGUGAACCUCAAAUUCAAGGAGGUUCUAGUAUGGACCAAAACUUAAGAGCCACCGUCCGGCUCACGACGUGAAAGAAGCGCUUGUUGGGAGGCAACCCAACCAGUCGGUUUGCACUUUCUUUCCCUAUGUCUCUUCGGUUGAGUCAGAUUGUUUUUUGAGUUUAGAGUCAAUAACUCAACCUUUGUGGAAUUUUGUGUGGUGUUUCUGUUUUGAAUGCUCUUUCUCAACUUUCCUCCUGGAAUGCACUGCCUGUCCCGUUCACCAUCAUUCACACUUGAUCUGGUAACUUCGUUCUACCCUCCUUACUUUUCCUCCAUUGAGGACAAUGUCGUGCUUAAGUGUGGGGGGAUGUUUCAUUAUUUUUGCGUGUGAAUGUUCGGUUGUUUGUGUAUGUUUGGAGCCUAGUUGUUACACCCCGCUCUUCCCAAAAGUCAAAAUGACUAUCAUGCCCUCAGGAAAAUUUGUCAAAUUUCAUCGUAAUAUCGAUGAGGACUAAAAAUGCGAUCUCUCGACCCAAACUGUGUCGAGUUUCAACAUAAAAUGAGGUAGUUAUGGAUAUUAACUGAGUUUUGAAUUAAACUCACUUUAUACCAACUAAUCGGAAAAUUCUCAAAAUACUCCAUGGGUUUGGCAUAAAACUAACCUAAACCCUAACUCUUGCUAGCGGAAAUCAUCCUCCUAAAAUCGCCGGCGCGUAUCACCGUCGUCUCCACGCUCUUCACGGGGACGUCGCUGCUGGGGAUGCUAAUGAGGUAGUUGGCGUGGACGAAAUGCGUCGCCGAGGAAACGAAGCAGGAGAAGGCGAGGAGGAAGCGAACAGCGACCGCAGAAUCCUGACGAGAUAAGCGAAAUCCAGAAGCUUACUCUAUCGCCGAAGAUCUCUCGAGCUGAAGGAGAGGAGUAAAGCAGAAGCUCUUGAGACUUUGUGAAGAAAAAAAGACCACUAAGAAAAAGGGGAAUCGGAAGCUCCCACCUUAAAUCGCUACUCUUCCCACUCCAGUGAAGAAAAACAACAACAGAGGGAUGGCAGGUUCUUCGAAUUUCACUGUUAACAGCAGCAGCCCAGCUAUUAAACUCGACUUACGAACCCAGUUCAGAUCUCCACUGGGCUCCUUUGCUCUUCUGUAGAUCUCCCUUCGUUCUACUACUUUUACUGUGAGGUAUUGAAGGGCUUCUUUUUAAUUUGUGGGUUUCCUCCAUGGAGGCCGCGAAACUUGCAGCUGAUGCUGAUACCUGAAGAACCAUCACUUUUGGAUUUAUUAGCUGUUAUCAAUUGAUACUGAUACAUGAGCUAGUUUCUGAGAUGGGUAGUUUUGCCUCCGAUGAACUCCACAACAGCAACGCAAAAGCCAUUGAUGCGUCGGUGGACGGUUUAGUUUGGGUUCGCAGGAGGAACGGGUCGUGGUGGCCUGGUGGGAUUAUGAGUAUGGACGAGAUUGCGGAGGGUAAUUUGGUUUUGCCAAGAUCGGGCACUCCAGUCAAGCUUCUUGGCCGGGAUGAUGCUAGUGUGGAUUGGUAUAAUCUUGAAAAAUCCAUAAGGGUGAAGGCAUUUAGAUGUGGAGAAUAUGAUGAAUGCAUCGAAAGAGCUAGGGUAGCAGCAGCAAAUGGCACUAGAAAAGCAGUCAAAUAUGCUCGUAGGGAAGAUGCUAUUCUCCAUGCUCUUGAGAUUGAGAAUGCUCGAUUGGAAAGGGGAUUCAUGAAAGAAGGAAUAUUGUUUGAUUACCUGCAUGAUUCUCUCGACCUAAGCUCUCUUGUCAUUGUUCUGGAAGCCGAUAGCGGUGCUGUGAAGGCGAUUGAGGUAUCUGUAGAGAAGGAAGAUGUUGUAGCUGAAUAAGAUAGCCAACGCAAGAGGGACGAGUAGUAAAUCCAGCUCUUUCUUAUGGAAAUCCAAUGAGAAGUAGCGGCGACGUUGAUCCACUCUUGGUUGAGGUUCAUCAUCGGACUACUGAGGUGAGUGUAAAGGGGGUAAAUUCUAAGUCUUGCGUAUUCUUUUAAGUAUUAUGAUUUUAAGUAUUUUAGCGAAUUGAUUAUCGUUGCUUGGUUAUGUGUAUGAUUGAUUAUUUGUGCUUUGCUUAAGUUAUGGUUGGAGAUGAUUUUGUGCUAUUUGAGGUGAUUUUGUUUGAGCUAUGCUUGAAGUGAAUGUUUAUUAAAUACUUUGAAAUUUGUACGAGUAUAAGUUAUUAUUAAAGAGUAAGAAACAAGUUCUUUUAAAGAAGUAACCCACUUUAAAGAAGGUGAAGUCGUUUUAAGUGCUUUUAGUCACUAGUGCCAGUCCGUUGCCAUUUGAGAUUUUCAGAUAGAGUAGCAGUUAUGCUCUUGAGAAUUUUAAGAUGAGUAGCAGUUAUGCUCUUGAGAAUCGGGGUGAAGAGCCACCACGGUAAGUUUAAGAUGUUAGGGGGAUGAAUCGUUACGACUUCCCUAACCAAGUUUAAGUUUAAGGAAAGCCUGGAUGGCUUCUCAUACGUAUGAGUUGGCAACCGGACUAGCUAGUGAGGGAUCCCCGUGUCGGUCAAGUAUUUUAGUCAAGAUUUGAGCUUAAAGAGAGGAGAGUAACUUCAACUCCCUCAAAGUUUAAGAGUUAAGAUUUUAAGAUUGGAAGUAAAAACAACUUCCACUAGUCAAAGUGUUUAAGUAAAGUACUCAAGUAUUAGAAGUAUUAGAAGUUAAGUGUUUAAGUAAAGUACUCAAGUAUUAGAAGUAUUAAAAAGUAAGGGCGUAGAAUGACCCCAUCUCACUCACCAGUUUGAAGAGCUAGAGGAGGAGCUAGAGGACCAGUUAGGGAGCUUCGAGUUCGAGAGCAGACAACUAGAGGAGGGCAGUAUAAGCGUCACAACGAAUGGCUAGUCAAUGUUGUUAGCAACAACAACGUUGGAGAUUAUUAGUUAUUUACAUUUAUGAUUAUAAGUAUAGAUUGGAGAUCAUAUUGAGAUUUUAAAGUUUGAGUUUAAUUUGCCCACAUGUUAGGGCAUUGCUUUGAACCACAAAGUGUGUGUGUUUCAGUAUUUUAUUUAUGAAAAUUUUUCCUACUGCAAUUUAGGAUUUGAGUAUUUUAUUUAUCAAGGGCAUUUUGGGUAAAAGUAGUACCCGGCCGGGUUAGGGUGCUUCACUAGUCCACUGUCCAAAUUUUGAUUUGAGGGCUCCAAGUACAUGUUCCCUGCAAUUGUCUGCUUAGUAUGCUUUGAAUUGACAAUCUUUAUAGUAUCAUGCAACCUAGUGAGGUAGUUGUAGCACUAUGGAGGAUGUUGAUGCAUCAAGAAGUCUCCUUUCUUCUUCAUAUUGUGUUGGUUGAUUGUGAGAAUUAGUGAUCUUAGGACACUUGAAUCGUGUGGUAUCGAUGACUCUCUACCUGACGUGGACUCCUGUAUCAUAUUUUGAAAAAUGUGCUUUCAAAAUUAUUUCUCCCGUGUGGAAAUAGGUGAAAGUGUGUAAGGGAAGACAUGAAUCCGUUCCCAACUUCCACCUACUACUUCCAGCCCCCUUACACCUCUUUCCCCCACACGAGGCUUUAGACAUCUGCUCUCGGUAUGGUCGACAAGAGCUACUCCCGGCAUGGUCGGUAAGAGCCGGUCUUCCUCAAAACCUUGGCUAGGUGGGAGCCCCGUUUCUGAGAAUAAUAGGUUGGAACUCUUGCAAAAUGACAAAAAUAAAGAAGAAAAUAAAAAACAAAUAAAGAAGAAAGGGGGUUCCAACCAUCUUUAAAGGAAAAAAUAGAGCACCUAAAAAGGUGAGUCCAUGAUCUUUCUAUUUUUUAGAGUCUCUUUGUCCACGAAUCAAUUGUCCUCCUAUCACUACUUGGCAUGAUCCCGACUCGAGACUAGAGUUCUCGCCGAAGAAGCCAAGAGGUGUCUUGUGCGUUGGUUGACCUUGUAAGCUGCUAAAUGACUUAGAACGUCGUCUACCGACAAUCGUGAUUGCAUGUUUCUAUAAAGUUCUGGAGAGUUUCAUUGGUUUGAGUCAGCUUUGCUUGGGGAAAAGCAAUAAGUUAAGUGUGGGGGGAUUUGAUGACUCGAUAUUUGCACAUGUUUUCCCCUUCAUUUCUUGAUCGUUUAUCUUGGAAAUUGAUUGUUACUUGGCCUAUUUUACGCAACGAAGCUUAGGAGUGCAUGCUGGAAAUUGUGCCCCGCCGUGCAAUAUUGUGCACGACCGUGUGAGUUUUCGAGGAGGUUUGCACGGCCAAAAACCCCAAUUUGCACGACCGUGCAAGUAGGGGAUGCGAAUAUCAGCGUGUAUAAAAGUUGUUUUGCAAUUUUUGGAGAGAGAGAGCUGGGUUUUGGAUCCCAAACACACAAGGGACGAACCAAAGAGAGAGAGAGAGGGCGAUCUAGAGCCAUUAUUGGAGCUAUUUUGUAGGAUUCUUCACCAUUGAAGCUCAAGGAACAAGUCUAGACAUGAAGAUUGAAGAUCUUGAAAAUUAUACUGCAAUCUCUCUCUUCUCUAUGGAGUAACUUCCCUUCACUUAGGUUUUGAGGAACCCUAGUUCCAUGUGUUAGGAUUUUUCUUGUAUGAAGUUUUGGAUGCUAUAUUGUGUGAUUAUAAUCGAUUGAGGCAUGAUUUAUUGAGUCAAUUGAAUCCUGAUCAAAUUCUCUUGAUUUCUGCUUUAACAUAUGAUAGAUAGAAUCUGAUUAGGUUAAGGGAGCUUCCUUGAUUGAUAGUAAUGAUUUUAUUGUGCGAGAGUCAGUCAAUUCACUGCUUUGUACUGUAAUUUAUUCCAUGUAGUGGAGAUCUGUGUGAAUCGCCUUAGUAGUCUAUUCCGGUAAAGUCUAGUCGCCUGUCGGGUAUUAUGUCUAAGAGGACUUGGUCAGCUUAAGAGAUUCCAAGCUAAUUUAGGAUCUUCCGCAGUUUAAUUAACAGUAAAACAACCAAAAGGAAUUACAACUUGGACCUGAUUGAGGAGCUAGGGGGAAUCAUACCUAAGUUAGUUCCCAACCUAUAAUUAUUAGAGUAGUUAGUUUAGUAAAUCAAUCAUUAAUAUAGUUUGCUAGAUAAUGAACUGAAGCUGAAUAAUAGUAACUCUAGAGACCCGGGAUUCGAUAUUUAUUACUUGUGCCACUAUAAUGCAGUCCCUUUCACUGGUUGCACUUGGACAUUGUUAAGUGUUGUGUCGUAGCGUGUCCUCGGGCCGUAACUCCUUAUCGUUCCGAGGCGGGAAAGUUACGGGCUGUGGAGAGAGUUAUGGGCAAGCCCGUAAUUGGGGGUAAGCCACACUUUUUUCCAAAAGCUCUCUGGAAGUUACAGGCAAGGCCGCCAAGUUACAACCAUGGCCGUAAUUUGAGGCCUCAGGCCGUAACUUCUGGGAAGCUUUUGUGUGUCUCCACCCAAACGCACCAAAAAUGUCCCCAAACACCAAAAACACCCCCUCUGGUCCCCCGAGACCAAAAUUUCACCAGAAUGACACCACAAGACAUAAUAAUCGACCACAAAACUCCAUGUUUGACACACAAAAACAAAGAGAGAAAAGGAUAGAAAUACAAACCAAGGUCAGGUUGCCUCCCCACAAGCGCUUCUUUACUGUCUUUUAGUUGGACGCCCAUGGCGGAACUAAGGGUCCGCGAGAUCAAUCACCAACUCCACCCAUUCGAAAUUGCCUCCCAUAUACAACUGAUGCCCAUUUACCUUUAACUGCUCAGUCUGCGGGUUGGCAAUCUCAAUAGUGCCAUACGCAAACACUUGCCCUAUGUUUAGUAACUCUCAAAAGGAACCGAUCCCCUCUUCCUCAUAUGUGGCUAACUUGUAUUCGAACAUAGAAAAUCGACAUUUGCUCCCUCAAGAACUUAGGUGCUUUUCCCUUUUGGAAUUGAACUCUUGGUGCUUGCCUCCUCUCUACCACGCCAUAGAGUUGCGACCGCAUGGCAUCUCAGAUUUAGUAAAUUUUUGGACAUGUGUGAUGACUAUUAUCGACAUCAUGGCAUGGCUUGGCUUCUUAACUCACGAACACGUGGUCGUCUUACCUCACUAUGACCUCGUGGCCACCUCUACGCAGUCUCCUCGUCCCGUCAUGACCAUUAUUGCUGGUCUUGUCAUCACAACGACGUGGUCGUCUCUUCGCAACCCCGAUGCUCUCUAGGACUUAGUCAUUUUAGUUCAGAAAUCUAAUACCAUCACUACAACAAAUAUGGGAUUCACAACCAUACAAAUUGGCCGCAAUAUUAAGAAACGUGGUCGUGAAAGGAUUUUGCGAACAUUAAUAAUGGUCGCCGGACUAGUCAUAUAUACAUUGUCCCGAAAAGUAACUACGACCACCUUUUCAAAAUGCUCGACAUAAAGAUAUUUUCGAUGACCAUAUACACUGGUCGUGGAAAGCUUGAUAUUAUACGACCAGAAUAUAAUGGUCGCUUGUUACCUAUUUCGCAACAGAUACAUGUUGGUGGCCUAACAUGUUAUUGCGAAAACAAACAUGGUAGCCGAGUGUCUGUCUUAGGCGACGAAUUUCAAUGGAGUCUCUUCAGCGACCACAAUGUUAUGGUCGCAAAUAAUUUUUUCCACAACCAUUUUAUUCAAUGCAUAUAGCUGAUUAUUGGAUAAGUUUUGCCCCUAAUAAAGUGGGAGAAAAGUAUUUGUAUCUAAACAUAAUCUGUAACAAUAGUGUCAUCAUACAUUACUAAAGAUAAGUACCAUAUAUUUCAUACUUCAUUGUUCAAUUGUUGGCAAAGUACUUCAACACAAUUAACUAGUUAUGGCCAAAAAAGUAUUAUCUCACUACAAAAUUAGGUCUUCCCUGAAUAUAUGUCCACCUAUAUAUUCUUUUAGCACUCCCCACAAUGUUAUAUCCACAUAACAUGAAGCACUACCCAAAAUUCUUCCAACCUAUAACUUAUCAUUAUUAGUUGUAUGGAAAUCAACCAGCAAUAAACACAUUAUAUCAUUAUAAGUAACAACUUAAAACAUUUUACACAAUUUCUUAUGCUAGAUACAUAUAUUUAAGGACUUCUACUCUAAUGUUAAGAAGUGUAUAUCAAUAUAAUCAACAAUAGCUUCCUAAGACAACCAUGACUAGCAACAUCAAAGGAAGAAUAGAUUGCCCAACAAAGAGGCAACAACAUGAGAACAAGGCCAAAGGUUCUCCAUUCAUAAGUUUCAAACUAAUUUUAGAGACCAUUUAAGGGACAAGAGAGUCUCCAAAUAAAAACAAAGAUAAACUAAAGGGGCACAAAGCAGAUUGACAUAACAUGCACUAACCAACCAGAAAAUUGAUAACACUAACAUAAAUCGUAAGUGUGAUCAAAGAAAGUGAACACCUUGUUGCGCAUUCCAAAAGAAGCAGUCGUGUUGUGUUCUUUGCUUGAAGAAGACCUUGUGAUAGGUUCAUUGAGGCCAACUUGUGGUGCUAUGGGAGGCUGCAAGACAUAACUAAGUUUCAGUAUGGAAGAAGUCUUGUGAUCGAUUUCCAAGUGGAUUUGCUGUCUAAUUUUUUGUUUUGGGAGGACUCGGUACAUCUUCUUUACCGAAAACAUAAGACGGAAAGCAAUAAGCAGAAGGGAGUAUAAAAUGGAGCUAAUGUAACAAUCGACUAGUGUUAGAGCUGCAAACAAACCUAAUAGAAAGUAAUAUGCCAUUAUACAAACCAAAUCUUCCUAUCAAACUACUAUGAUUUGUAUGAACAUUUAUGCAUUAAACUUAUGGGAUUUAAUCAUAGGAGACCAGAUUAAAUGGUCGCUAAAAUUUUAAUAAUUUGCGUCGAACUGUAUAGUCGCCGAAAAAGAAAAUAUGGCCGCCAAAAUGUUUUCAUCUUCCCGCCUUGAUAAAGUAAACCCAACAAAAGGUUCUCUUCAAAUAUUUGACAAUUCGCGACCUUUUAUAAAUUGUGGUGGCGCAUAAUGACAUUACUGUCGACCAUGUUUUUGAAUGGUAAUAACCUUUUUCUUGUAGUGCAUGAAGCAGCUUUUAAAUAAUUAUUAUAACUAACUUGGUCUUAUAAGAGAAUUAAUUACCUUGUAACUCAUCAAUGUGGUACAAUAUACUUUUUAGGUGUAAACAAAUUCCCCCAUUAUAGUCAAAAUCCCGAUUUAAAGAUUAAGAACUUACGAUUUUAUGAUCUUACCAAUGAGUACUGGUCCUGAUUUUACUACUAAAUAUUUGAACCAUAAACUCCCAUUAAAUUCUGAUUUAAAACUGUAAAAUUCAUAUAAUCUACAAUUUAUAUGAUCUUGUAUGAUUUCAAUGUUCAAGUAAAUUGAAGCAAAUUUAGGUGGACCACGUCAAAUUUUUCCCAAUAACGAAGCUUUUUCAAUCGAAACACGAAUCCCCAAUAUUCGGUCUCGAGCUUAAAUACCCUCGUCAGUAGGGAUGAAAACAAAACCCAAACCCACGGGUACCCACCCGACCCAACCCUGUCAACGCGGGUAAAAUCCGUGUUGACGGGUUUUGGGUAUAAACCCGUUCACUAUUCAUCGGGUUGGGUUUGGGUAAACCCGCCCCAUGGGUACCCACCCACACCCAUAUAAUUAAUUUUCUCGGUAUAUUUAAUAUUCUAAACAACUAAUCUUACUUAUGUUUGUGGAGACAUGUCUAAUUUUAUCUUUCUAAUUGUGUAGAAUGAAGAUGAUUGUAUCGAGUGGAAAGUGAAGAAACUUAAUUGACAAGGAGGAAGAAGCUUUCAAUUAAUCAUGUUAUUUAUGGAUAAUUUGUGAUUUGGUUCAAUUUUCUUGAGUUUUCUAGAUUGAUGUUGAACAAUUUGUAUAGUUAAAUUGUGAUUUGCUUGAAUUUUCUAAAAUGGUGUUUCAUAUAUGGAUAAUUUGUAUUGAGAGAUUGAUAUUUGACUUUAAUUUUGAUAGAAAAUUUUUACGACAAAAACCCAUGGGUACCCAUGAACCCGCAAAUACCCAGCUGAUGGUUUGAGUUUUUAAAACCCAGUGGGUUUUAUUCCGGAUUUUUUUCACGGAUAAACCCAUGGAUUUGGGUUUGGCAAAACUCGACCCAACCUGAUCCAUUGUCAUCCCUACUCGUCAGUCGCGAUUACACAAAAGGUUGCAGUUUUGUUUCCUUGGUUCUGAAUUAGUGCAGUGGCAACCAUAACUUAUUUCCUUUUUCAAUGAUGGAGACAACACUUUACUUCGGUUUCCCCUAGGGAUCCUUAUUCAACCCACAAGUAGAAAUGCGUAGUCGCAACAUAGCAGGCCUUACACAAAUCUAGUAGACUUUAGGGGUCGUUUGGAGAAUAUGAGUUUAAAUCUAUAGAUUGUCAACAAUCUAAAGAUUCUAACUCUUUGGAUUAUUGAAAAUAUAUUUUAAAAUGUUUA
Linum trigynum is the source of this 9730-nucleotide messenger RNA. NCBI's taxonomy places the organism in Eukaryota, Viridiplantae, Streptophyta, Magnoliopsida, Malpighiales, Linaceae. The record is from the annotation of a GenBank genome assembly.